Molecule: messenger RNA, 3589 nt
Organism: Leucoraja erinaceus (little skate)
Lineage: Eukaryota; Metazoa; Chordata; Chondrichthyes; Rajiformes; Rajidae
Gene: gfral
Product: GDNF family receptor alpha like
Exons: 10
Coding region: 114-1709 (531 amino acids)
Biological process (GO): nervous system development
Cellular component (GO): external side of plasma membrane; signaling receptor complex
Molecular function (GO): signaling receptor activity
Source: RefSeq, a predicted model, not a curated record
CUGAGCUGUCCACGAUCUUAGUGCUGAAAUCACAAACCCGCCAGUUCCACUCAACCGGCUGAGAGAACAAAUCAACACCUUCACACGGAGACUCUCCCGUCAGGAGCGCAGUUAUGGGGUCCGUACUCCUGCUCGCAGCAAUUUUGAUAUCUCAAAUCACCAAUGGUCCUGGUCUGGAAACCACCAAAUGUCUCCAGGUAACGAAAUGGUGCAUCGCCGACACAGGUGGCUGUAAGGAUGUAUGGAACUUAAUUGAAGAUGUCUGCAACCAGACAGGUGACGCUUGCACAGUAAAGGAUCACAGCAGUUGUAACAUAACCAUUCAGCACUUAGCCAACAGUUACCCGGCAUUUAGAGAGUGCAGCUGCCUUGAAGAUAAAUCAUGCGACUUUUUCAGACAACUUGGAAGACAGUGCAGCAGCCAAGAAGAGCGAUCCAGGGCACCUACCCUUAGCUCGGGAGUGCCACCAGAAUGGAAAAGACGCUUACGGAUGAUGAACACAAAUAAAAGCACAAGGAAAGGCAAUGAUUGCCCGUCAGCGAAACACAGCUGUCUGAGAUCCCCGAAUUGCAGUUCAGUUUAUGCAAGGUUUAAGAAGAUGUGCCGGCACAAAAAGGAUAAUUGCAGCAUCCCAGCCGUAGGGCAGAAGUGUCUAACCGCUUGGCAAGCAUUGCAACGCACAAAGCUCGCCGGCUGCAGCUGUUCAAGGCAGGGGAGAUUAAAGUGCCUCAGAAUACGGACCAGCCUCGCCAGCAAUGCCUGUGUACAAAUUGCAAGUAGAAGGUUAAACACGAGCAGCGAUGAAGAAAACGAAGUGAAUAUUCCUGGUGCAGCUGAGUUCAUGAGGGGCAGGAAAUCAGCCGCAGAGUUCACCGCACUUGCCGCAUUCAAUGGUGAAAAGCAGAAUCAUUCCAUGUCUUGCUUGAAAGUGACCGAGCAAUGCAUCAAGGAUCAAGACGUGUGCAACAGGCAUUUAACUCCUCAGAAGAAGGCGUGUCCUCAAGCCCGCAAGCAAUGCAACCUUGAGGAUUGUCACAGAGCCAUUCGAUCCUUUUACACCAAGAUCUCGCCAGACCUCGCUCAGAUGUUAGUGUUCUGUGGGUGCAAUCCGUCUGAUGACCUUUGUCUGCAGGCAAAGGAAACCCUUCACAACAACUCCUGUGCCAAUUACAUGGACACCGUACCUACGUGCCUACAUCUGAGGGAGAAGUGCCUCGCCGAGGAUAUUUGCAGAUCAAGAUAUGAAUUGUUUCAAGUAAAGUGUUGGGGCCAUUUGAUGGGAAUGUGCAGUCAAGAAUAUGAUCCGAGCUGCCUUUCAGGGCUCAGCUGGAAUGAAUGGACCUGCAAGGCUGAUGCAGAGUGCAUGGCGGCAUACAUCAGUACCCGAGGCACUCUUCUUCAGGUCCAAUGUACGUGCAAUGGCAUCACGAGAGAUGACCAACCGUUUUGUGAACUAUUCCAGCACAUGCUAAAUCAUCAAGUGUGUUUCACUCAGGUUUCAAGCCCAGCUGUUGAGGCAGAAGCAAGUCAAAUGGAAGAAGAACUCAGUGUAACAAGGACCCAGAUGAAACUAAGUGGUAUAACAAUAUGUGCGAUUACAUAUGUCUGCGUGGUCACUUUGGUCUUAGGGGUUGUCAUUACUGUUAUCUUAUGCAAGACAAGAAUAUCCAAGAUAUCUGAACAGACUGCAAAAAGUUCUACAUGUUAAACAAAGACAAAAAUACUCAAGUACUGGCAACAUUGGAGUGGAUGUUCUGGUUGAAAAAUAUAGUUCUCAUGCCGUUUUGCGUGUGCCACAUCCUAUGCAUGUGUAAUUAUUUAUUGUGUGGUUAGGUUUUCGAAGUUCUCCUGCAUAACUUAUUUGAUAAACUGAAUUUAUAUUUGAUUUAAGCCAUGGGUAGAAAGCAAAAGUUAGUCAUCUUCGACUUCCAGAAGAAAUUUUGCUUGACAAGACAGGUUGGAGAAAUGAAGAUGCAAGAUAACUUUCACCCACAUUCUCACUGAGGAAAUUCCUACCAACAACGUUAAUGUGUACAAGACAUUCAGUGGACGUAUUGCUUUUUUGUUGCUUUAGAAACACACUGUAUUCAACUAAAUAAUUUAUUAUUAAAUGCAAAAUAAUUGUAAUAAACACGAUUUUAAACAAUGGGAAAGUGGUCCUUGUUUUGUAGCUCAAGCAUUCACUGAUUGUAUUAUGAUUCUGUUCAUAUUGACCAUUAGCUUUUUAUUUGUAAUGAAAAUGAACUUUAGGUACUGGUUUGUACCAAAGAUAGGAACGAAAUGUUGGCUUAACUCAGCGGGUCAGGCAGCAUCUCUGGAGAAAAUGGAUAGGUGACGUUUUGAGUCGGGAAAGUUUUUUACUUGUAUUCCUGUUCUGGCUUUGACAGCCAAUAAAGCUGGGGCUUAGCCAGCUGGCAAGGCUGUCAGAGGGUUUUCUGGAGCAGAGUUUCUCUUUGGCAUUGUACAAGGAUGUGCUGCGACUCUGGGUAUUGCUGCGGGUCUCUGGGGUGGCUCAGUGUUUUGUGGUCAAACAUAAUGGAACAGAACGAUGACAUUCUUACAUACUUUCAGCAGCAUAAAUUCUGCAAGACAGUGAUAAGGCAGUGCAACAAAACAAGACUUUGGUGCGAAAAUAUAUAAUUGGAAAACAUGUCCAUAGUUGUGCAAGAGGUCAUCAUUGUGUUCCGUUGUCGAGGUAUAAGUAAGGUUUAGUUUAGAGAUGCAGUGUGAAACAGGCCCCAGCACACCAAGUCCACGCCCAUCAAGGAGACAUGCUGAGCAAGUUUUGUUCAUACAGGGAGUGUUCGGUGCCUGGAACGUACUGCCAAGGAUUGUGGUGGAGGCAGAGAUGACAAUGGAUCACGUGCACGCUGAGGAGAUUAGUUUAACUUGGUGUCAUGUUCGGCAUGGACAUUGUGAGCCAGGGGACCUGUUCCUCAAGUCAAGUCAAGUUUAUUCGUCACAUACACGUAUGAGAUGUGCAGUGAAAUGAAAAGUGGCAAUGCUCGUGGACUUUGUGCAAAAAGACAAACAAACAAACAACCAAACAAACUACAAACAGAAUGGAACAGAAUCACAUAUUCUUUUACAUAUUGUGGGUGAAAAGAAAAAGGGAAAAAAACAGCAAUUUAAAAAAAAAAGCCAUAGAGUGGUUCAGUAAAGCUAGUCCCUGGUAAGAUAGUUUACAGUCCUAAUGGCCUCUGGGAAGAAACUUCUUCUCAAUCUCUCCGUUCUCACAGCAUGGCAACGGAGGCGUUUGCCUGACCGUAGCAGCUGGAACAGUCCGUUGCAGGAGUGGAAAGAUCUUAUUGGCUCUGGAGUUGCACCUCCUGAUGUAUAGUUCCUGCAGAGGGGCGAGUGAAGUUCCCAUAGUGCGUUCGGCCGAACGCACUACUCUCUGCAGAGCCUUCUUGUCCUGGGCAGUGCAAUUCCCAAACCAGAUUGUAAUAUUUCCAGACAAGAUGCUUUUCACAGCCGCUGAGUAGAAGCACGGGAGGAUCCUCGGAGACACUGUGAAUUUCCUCAAUUGCCUGAGGUGGUAAAGGCGCUGCCUUGUCUUACUCACGAGUGCUGCGGCGUGUGAUGUCC